ACAGAAUUAAUGUUACACGCUUAAUUGUGUCGCUAGAGCUGUAAUAUUUACGCCUUUUAUGUUGAAGUUAGACUUUUCUUCACUAUAUUAAUUGCAACUACAUUUAUAAGCGUGUAUUAAGUAUUUCAAAUAUUUCGCUGGAAUUGUGAGCAUUACUAUUUCUACGGAUUUGCCGCUUUGUGACUACAAGGAAGCCAUGACCUCUACGUCAAUCGGAAAGAAAUUAGUUCACCUUGAUCUGAAGGGGGCCCCUCCUAGAAUAUCAUACCUGGCACAGCUCUUCCCCUUGUUUUCUAAACUUGGCGCUGAUGGAUUGCUUGUGGAGUACGAAGACAUGUUUCCUUACGGAGGUAUCCUGGAGGUCCUGCGGGCUAAACAUGCAUACAGCCCAGAUGAGAUCAAGCAAAUCCAACAUCUAGCCAAAUCCAGUGGGUUAGAGGUGAUCCCUUUGAUACAGACGUUUGGACACAUGGAGUUUGUUCUGAAGCACCGGCAGUUCUCCGACCUGCGAGAAGUCAGCUUUUACCCCAGUGCUAUCAACCCCCACAGGCAACAGUCUCUGGAGCUGCUGCAGGCCAUUACUGACCAGGUGAUGGCGCUGCACCCUGAGGCGCAGUGCCUGCACCUUGGGGCAGAUGAGGUCCAUCUCCUAGGGCAAGGGGAAGAGUCUCAACAGUGGCUCAGUCUCCACGGAAACAAUGUGGAUGGACUCUACUUGAGUCAUAUGAAGAACGUGGCAGAACAAGUGCUGUCUGCACACCCCCAUCUUACCCUCAUUAUGUGGGAUGACAUGCUCAGGGGCAUGAGCCAGGAUUUCCUCAGGGAGAGUGGGAUUGCAGGGCUUGUCCAGCCGAUGAUCUGGGACUAUAACCCAGCACUUAACGUGGAGCAAACAGUGCAUCUGAUCGAGAAGUACCAGCAAAGCGGGCUCUCCAAGCUUUGGGUGGCUAGUUCCUUUAAAGGGUCGACAGAGGUCAACCAGUGUCUCACCUGCAUUGACAACCAUGUGGCCAAUCACAUGCAGUGGCUAAAGGUAGUCAGUGCAUUGCCUGAAGGGAUGGUGGAGAUCCAGGGUAUCGCGGUCACAGGCUGGCAAAGGUAUGACCAUUUCUCUGUGUUAUGUGAGCUGCUUCCUGUGGGUCUGCCUUCACUGGCAGCCUGUCUGCAGACACUGCAUCAUGGUGUUUUCACAGACAAUGCACAGGAAACAUUUCGGCAAUGCCUAGGAAUAUCCAGUCUGGAAACUGACACAUUUGUACGGCAAGACUUUGGCAGUUUCCCUGGCAGUAACGUGGCCCAGCUAGUAACCCAGAUCACUGCCUACCUGAAGCCAUCCGUGGACAGAGUGCUGGAGGGAAACAGAUAUGCAGCUGGAUGGUUCAGUCCAUAUCACAGAAAGAGGAAGUUUGUCCAUCCUGUAAUGGUCCAGCAGUUUGAGCCUGAGGCUAGGGGGCUGCUGUUAAAGUGGGAAUCAAUGAUUGAAGAGCUGAGGGUAGUGAUGGGGCUCCUAUAUUAUCCUGACACUGUGGAGGAAUGGCUAGAGGAGUAUGCCAAUCCAGUCCUGGACUGCCUGAGGAGCUUUCUCAGAGAUCUACAAGAAACGGUCGAGCUGCUGCAGUAGGACACCAACUUCAGCUGCACCAGAUCACACACUCAUCUGAUUUGAACUGAAUUGUCUUUUGAUUUCAGAAGUUGAACUUUAUAACUGCAACAAAUUCACAAAGUUAUUAUAAAAAAAAUCAAUUAUUGUAGCAAGUGCACUAAUAUUAUACAUAUUUGACACAGGAAAAUUAAUUAUGGCAAUUCAUAUUUUUAAUAAUAAAACUAUUUUAGUUGUUAAUCAAUAGAAAAAGUUACAGGCUAACAGAAUGUGUGUCCAUCGUUGGAAGCAAUACAAGCUUUACAUCUGUGACAAAUGUUUUGCACCAGAUUGCAGAUGCUUUCUUAUUUGAUUGUGACUUAUUCCCCUCGUAGACCCUGGAUAGGCCUUUUCACUGGUGUCAGAAACCUAGAUGCCAUGUGAUUCCAGGCCAUCUUACAAAUCUUCCAUAGGGCUCAGAUCUGGUGUAUAAGGCACACAUAGCAGGAAGGAGAAUAGGAGCCAUUAUUUUUAUACAAAGCUUUGGAACAAACUGUCCUGCCAUUUUCACAAAAUGUCAUACUGGUUUCUUUCAAAUCAUAGCUAGAUGAGAUACUCAGAUCAUAUAGUUAUACAACAUAUGCAACCAAAUGACCUACAGUACAUGGGAUGAAUGCCCUCCUCUUAUUUGCAAACAUCCUUACCUUCUUGUAAAUUGCAAUGUAAUUUUACAUUAUAGAGAUUUAGUACUUAUUUAACCAAAUAAUUUAGAUUUUUUUAAAGAGGCUUUAUAAUAUGUACUUAGUCAUUUUGAAUUAAAAGACCAAUCCAUUCUGUACAGCUAGCAUUUGUUUGUUCAAGGAUUUGUAUACUGUAACCUUUUAUUUUUAGUUUCCACACUGCUUCCCCGUCUCUGACCAUUGUGGUUUUUUUAUAUAUUAAUAUCAAUCUUGUGAGGAAAGUUUGCAAAUCACUUGUAGAAGUCAGCAGACUUAAUCCAUGGUAUUUAAACCAGG
Lepisosteus oculatus (spotted gar) is the source of this 2595-nucleotide messenger RNA. RefSeq names its product hexosaminidase d (gene hexd). Gene Ontology annotation, biological process: carbohydrate metabolic process. Gene Ontology annotation, molecular function: hexosaminidase activity. The record is from RefSeq and is a predicted model, not a curated record. Lineage: Eukaryota; Metazoa; Chordata; Actinopteri; Semionotiformes; Lepisosteidae.